AAACGUUCCAUGCCAGCGCCGGUAACAGAAUGACGCCGCGUCACGGAAAAACCUGAGCGGCGCGCAAACAUCUGCCUUGAAUUUCCCGCUCGUCGGUGCGUCACUGCUGACGUCGCAGCCGAAGCACGCAGCGCAAUCCAAUCCAAGUGACCAGAGCCAUUGCUGCGAGAGUAAUGAAAUCGCAAGCCAGCCCCCACAAGCGACGCGAGGCCAGCGAGGCAAGCCAGCGAAGAGGCGAGUGGAAGCGAACGCAGGGCAGGCCGGGCGGGCGUGUUUUGUGAGAGGGUGUGAUCGAAAAGGGAAGCCAAGCGACUCUAGCGACCGAAGCAGCGUCGGCGUUAUCGCGGCGUUGUCCUCUGUGCGUCUUCCUUCGGCGGCUUCGUCGGGUGUCUUCCCCCGCCGACGUGCUCGGAGAUCCGGCGAGCGCUGGCUACUUUGCUGCGUUCGUCGCUCAUUCCACACUGCUGAGAUGAGCGAUUCGCAGCCGUUGGCCGCCUGCAUUGAAGAAUGGGACCAGCUCGAGAAGGAAUACUGCGACUUAGAGAAGUUGUACCGUCGGUACACUGUGCUGACCGGGGAGCUGCAGCGGUCCCAGGAAGAGUGCCUCAAGGCUCUGAAGCACCACCGCUACCGGUCAUCGCAGAUCCUCGAGUCACUGAACAAGAUUCAGCCAGCCAGUGAUGAGGAGAAGGCGCAGAAGAUGCAGCUGCUGCAAAAGCUGGAAGCCAAGCGGUUGCACUUAGAGGACAUGGGACAGGACCUACCACAUCCCAAUGGUCAAAAUGACUUCGAGAGCAUUUACCUGCAGAUUGUGCUUGGAAGUGUCAACCUUUUCCUCAGGGAUGCAGACAAGUAUCGGUACAAGGACGAGUAUGAGAGGUUCAAGCUGAAAGUCACCAUGUGCAUUCUGGUCGUGUCCAUUUUGUGCAUAACAAUGAACUACAGGGCCAAUGACGCUAUCCUGCACUUUCUUCUGGUCUGGUAUUACUGCACACUGACAAUACGGGAAAGCAUUCUGGCAGUGAAUGGCUCAAAGAUAAAAGGAUGGUGGAGGCUACAUCACUUCAUAACAACUGCGCAAGCUGGGAUCAUUAUUGUCUGGCCAGAUGGCAUCAUAUAUGGAAUGUUCCGGAGGCAGUUCACAUGGUACGUCUGUUUCAUAAGCAUAAUCCAAUUCUGGCAGUUCUACUACCAACAAGGAUGCCUGUACAGACUUCGAGCGCUGGGUGAAAGCCAUAAUAUGGACAUCACAAUCAAUGGAUUUCGGUCUUGGAUGUGGCGUGGACUCUCCUUCCUGCUUCCAUUCCUGUAUUUUGCCUAUAUGUUCCAGCUCUACAAUGCAUAUACAUUGUAUCAUCUCAGCCUUCGUCCUGAGUGUACAGAAUGGCAGGUUUUUGUGUCGGCACUAAUCUUCUUCAUCCUCUUCAUGGGCAACAUCUCAACCACCUCGCUGGUCAUCUUCCACAAGAUCAGUGGCCGUGCAAUCAUCCGCAGGAUACAGAAGAAAAAGAGCCACAACCACGUGGAGUAAGACCAAGUUCAUCCAAGCCAUGUUGUUUGCCACAAAUGUCACUCGUCUGUGUUGACCUCUCAGGACAGUGGCUGUUGGCACAUACUGACAUUGUGUCUGUGCACAUGGGCAGCAAGAGAAAUGUAACCGGCCUAGUCAGACUGCCCUGGACGAAGGCAGCCCUAGGACUUGUACUUUACUGUGUACUUGCAUUUGUUCUCGUCUCUGGGAGGACAGUGCAUAACAUGUCACGUAGUGCUCUUACAAAUUAUUUUAGUUUUUUUUUUCUUUCCUUGUAACUCUUGGUCUGUGGCAUGAUCUCCAUUUGGACAUAUGUUUUGUGAGUGUGUGUUGUGUGCCUGGGAAGCCAUUUUGGGAUCACUUGUCCAUUUGUUAUUGUUCACUUCACUUAUAACUCUCUCUUUCGGAAGUGGUUGCUAUUGGUUGAAUGCAGAAUCCUGUGUACUUGUGGUGCCCCUGACCAUUACAAGCAAAGUUAUUUCCUCUUUGACAUUUGUGAAUGUUUCUCAUUAGCUGUGUUGAAUCACACAAAUUGAGAGAAAAUGCGCUGUGCUCAAUCCUGGUGUGUGGUACAAAAAGGCAAUAUACUUUUGCAUCAGUGUG
Molecule: messenger RNA, 2134 nt
Organism: Dermacentor albipictus
Lineage: Eukaryota; Metazoa; Arthropoda; Arachnida; Ixodida; Ixodidae
Product: transmembrane protein 120B-A
Cellular component (GO): membrane
Source: RefSeq, a predicted model, not a curated record